CACACAACCUUUAAUACUGUUGCUUCGGUUUUCUCUUAUUUUAUUUGUGUUUUCUAUCAUAAACAAUGAAAACUGUCUCACUUAUUGUUAUAAUUUAUCUUCUACAAUAUGCACAUUCAGAACCCGUAAGUGAACCCGAUCCGUUGAAAAUAAGCGAAAUCCCAUUUGUUUCAACUCCCUGCGACGACAUCACAAGCAUAUCGACGGUUGCGUACAACAAAAAAAAUCCUGAAGGCGUGAAGAAUGUCAAGGAAAAGGACACUUGCGGUUAUAUUGCUAAUAAUAAAGAGAAAAUUGCCUUUGUCACUCAUGGUUUUACCUCAUCCCCAAACGCUAAUUAUAUUCACGAAUUGGCUUCGCAGCUCGCACAGGAUGAUUAUACAGUGUUUUCAGUAAACUGGUCUCAAGGAUCAUGCGAUAAAACUCUUUCAUAUUUAUUAUAUUGGCCAGCAUAUGCUAAAGCAUCGAAAAACACUCGCAAAGCAGGAGAAUUCUUGGCAAACUAUAUCCAACAUAUAACUGAAACGUGCAAAGUGCCACUGAACAAUAUAGUUCUUAUUGGCCAUAGUCUCGGUGCACAUGUAAGUGGCUUUGCUGCAAAAAUUGUCAAGUCACGUAAGAUCGGAACAGUGUCACGUAUUUUCGGCGCUGAUCCCGCGGGACCAAACUUUGCGUCUGAAAGUUGCGACAAAAGACUUUGCAAUACAGAUGCCGAGCGCGUAAUUGCUCUUCACACAACUACGCUUUUGGGAAUAAAUGAACCCAUAGGUCACCUCAAUUUGUAUUUCAAUGACGGAUCGAAACAACCAGGAUGUGAGGAUGACAUAGCUAGUGCGUGCUCACAUGCCAACGCCAUUAGAUAUUUGACUGUAAUGUAUGCUUUUGACAGAAGCAAGUGCGUAUUUCCUGGUGUUCCUCAAUUAAAGAAGUUUGAUAAAAAAAUGCGUCCUAAUGGUUCGACAACUAAUUGCAUAGUUGUCGACAGAGCAGUGUUCAACCAGAACAAAAUCUCGCCGGGAUCAUAUACUUUAUUUGUUAACGAAAAACCUCAGAUCUUCUGUUCACAAAACACAUUCCCUAGGUGUCAACAAUAGAACAGUUUGUUGUUAUUAUUUUGUUACAAUCUCUUAUGACAUUUUUUGUCAUAUACAUGGUAAAAUUUGUUAUAGCAAAACAAUUUGUAUCUUGCUAUUAGCAAUAAAUUGAUUUAUCUCGAC
Messenger RNA from Pseudomyrmex gracilis, 1217 nucleotides. RefSeq names its product phospholipase A1 2-like. The coding region runs from base 66 to 1094 and encodes 342 amino acids. The transcript has 6 exons. Gene Ontology annotation, biological process: lipid metabolic process. Lineage: Eukaryota; Metazoa; Arthropoda; Insecta; Hymenoptera; Formicidae. Gene Ontology annotation, molecular function: lipase activity. The record is from RefSeq and is a predicted model, not a curated record.